Messenger RNA from Corylus avellana, 2241 nucleotides. Its product is annotated as LEAF RUST 10 DISEASE-RESISTANCE LOCUS RECEPTOR-LIKE PROTEIN KINASE-like 2.2. Gene Ontology annotation, molecular function: protein kinase activity; polysaccharide binding; ATP binding. The record is from RefSeq and is a predicted model, not a curated record. Lineage: Eukaryota; Viridiplantae; Streptophyta; Magnoliopsida; Fagales; Betulaceae. Gene Ontology annotation, biological process: protein phosphorylation.
GGCUGCAAUUAUUUCUUUAUUCAGAAGGGCAAUUAUUUCUUUCCCUCCCACAAAUUAUUUACAGGAAAUCUUUUUCAAACCGGCCUCUCUGCUCUCUCACUCUCUCUAUCCUAGUAUCUCCAUCCAUGGUAAGAGGAAUACUCUUCCCUGCUGGACUCUCGGUCGUAAUUGUUGUUCUUGUCCUAGUCCAUGAAGCUUGCAGUGGCAACGAUAGUCAUCAUCACUCAUGUCCUCCUUCUUCCUGCGGCAAUAUUCAGAAUAUAAGCUAUCCGUUUUGGUUGGAAGGCGAUCCACCAAUGUGCGGAGAUCAAAGGUAUAAUCUGUCUUGUGAGGAUAACCAAACAGUGUUACACUUAUUUGCUGGAAAAUAUUACGUACAGGAAAUCAUUUACAGUGACUACACAAUCCGAGUUGUAGACGCAGGUAUUGAGAAGGACAAUAUCUCCUCCAUCCCUCGCUAUUUUCUAAACCGCUACAAUUUCAGUUCAGGGGAUCCGUAUACCCUAUCUUAUCCAUCUAACAUAAAGGUCCUUUGUAAUAGUACUGGUCAGUACGAGCAGUUAGGGAAUGGCAAUAUGCCAGCAACGGGUUUGGUUUGGGUGAAGUGCGAAAAGCCAGUGAUUUCUCGUAAGUAUUUGGACACGUCUAGUUGCUUGAGUAAUGGAGUGAAAUCUUCCAACUCUUCUCUAUUCCAUUCCAAGAGCUAUCGAUAUGUUUUAUUUUCCGAAUAUAUAUCUCUAGACGAUUUGGGGGACUCUUGCCAAAUAGAGCAAAUGUUUCCGAAAGCGUCGUUUAUGGUUAACCUAAUUAGUUGUCCAUUCGUUUACGAUCAAGUGGCCGAUGGUUUUAAGCUUUCAUGGGUGCAAGUUUUGUGUGAUAACUUCACAGGAGAUGACAUUUGCAACCUCAAUAACGUGAAUUUCCCUGAUCAGUGCGGCCUUCCCAGUUCUAAAAUAUCCGAGAUACUUGGAAAAGGUAUUGGAGCUCUUUACAACAUAUUAGUACCGCAGAUUAUACAAGACAAAUUUGAUUGGCUUUCCGGAGAUGAUGGGCCAUACUAUGAAGACUCUUUGGCAAAACUAACGAUAAUCAUGAUCAACUGUGGCGGACUAUACCUUGCAGCAAGAGUUGUAUUGUCGAUUCCCUGCGUGAUUACGUUUUUGAUAUAUAAAUGGCGUAGAAGGCAUUUAUCGAUGUACAAUGUUGUUGAAGAAUUCUUGCAAAGCCACAAUAAUCUCAUGCCACUAAGGUACUCUUACUUUGAAAUUAGGAAGAUGACCAAAAAUUUCAAAGACAAACUAGGCGAAGGAGGCUAUGGCACUGUAUUUAAAGGAACACUUCGAAGUGGCCGACUCGUAGCUAUAAAAAUGUUGGGUAAGUCCAAAGCUAAUGGACAAGAUUUUAUCAAUGAAGUUGCAACCAUUGGAAGGAUUCACCAUGUUAAUAUAGUGCAACUCAUUGGUUUUUGUGUUGAAGGAUCAAAGCGAGCUCUAGUAUAUGAGUUCAUGCCUAAUGGCUCCCUGAAUAAAUACAUAUUUUCCCCAGAAGAAAGUACCCUCCUAAGCUAUGACCAAAUGUUUGAUAUAGCUCUAGGAGUGGCUCGUGGAAUUGAAUAUCUACAUCAAGGAUGUGCCAUGCAAAUUUUGCACUUUGAUAUCAAGCCUCACAACAUUCUUCUUGAUGAGAAUUUUGCUCCAAAGGUUUCUGACUUUGGCUUGGCAAAGCUAUAUCAAGUAGAUGAUAGCAUUGUCUCUUUGACUGCUGCAAGAGGGACGUUAGGAUACAUGGCUCCUGAGUUGUUCUAUAAAAACAUUGGAGGCAUUUCAUACAAAGCUGAUGUUUAUAGUUUUGGAAUGUUAUUGAUGGAAAUGGCGGGUAGAAGAAGGAAUGUAAAUGCAUUUGCAGACCAUUCAAGCCAAAUUUAUUUCCCUACUUGGGUUUAUGACCAAUUGCAUGAUGGAAAAGACAUAGAAAUUGAAGAUGUUACAAUGGAAGAAAAGAAAAUAGUUAAGAAGAUGACCAUGGUCGCCUUAUGGUGUAUACAGAUGAAGCCUAGUAAUCGCCCUUCAAUGAACAAGGUCAUAGAAAUGCUUGAAGAAGAAGUUGAAAGCUUACAGAUGCCUUCCAAGCCUUUCUUAUCAUCAGUAGAGAGCCCCAUGAGGGAUUUUGGAGAGGAUUCAAAUCAAACUUGCUCAUCAAUUCAAUCAAAAGAAUCAAGUCAAACAACUCAGUUUUAAAUGC